ACGAUGCAAUAUCUGAAAUGUUCAAACUAUAUUUUGUUUCAGUAAUACUUUUGCUUUUCACAGUAGCAGAGGCUCAAUUUCGACCAGGUGGUCCGAAUCGCUUCGGGCCACCACGUCCAGGUGGUUCACGACAAGGAGGCGGGGGACCCGGUGGCCCACCGCCUUUUGGAUUUCAGCCACGUCCGGGUCUCCCUGGACCAGGACCUAGACCACCAGGGCCAAUACCACCAGGACCAAUACCACCACCACUACAGCCACCAGUGCCACGCCCACCACCAGUACCACGUCCACCACCAGUUCAACCACCGCCAACACCGCAACCACAACCACAACCACAGCUGGAUAAUCUGCGCCUCUGCACUUUCACGGAGGUGGCCCAAAAUAAGUGUCUCUACACGCUGCAGGCGGCUGCCAACGCUUCCAUAGAUCUCAAGUUGCAGUGCGUACAAAAUAGUUCCUUCGCCGCCUGCCUAAGUGCGAUCCAAACGUCUGCGGCUGACUUGGUGGUAGCCGACGAUCAUGAUUACAAGGCAGCACGUGCCGCCAAUCUAACAACGGUACUGUAUGCGCACGAAAGCUUGACCGACUACUAUGUGGCCGUGGCGCCCAGCAACAUUACACUGAUCGAACUGGAAGAGGCGGCUAUAGAUGUCAACGUGUCGAAUCAUCGCGCUUUCGAUGCCGCCGCUUUCUUCAAUCUCCAACGUGGUCAUGACAUAUGUCGGCAGUCUGCCCGUGACACUGUUACCAUUCAGAUUGUGAAUACGGCGGAAUACAAUGCCACCGGAGAUGAGCUGCUGAUUUGCGCCAAUCGCUCGGUUGCCGAGUGGAGUGAUUACAGCACGUGCAACGUCGAAGCGAGUUUGGAGCGCGCAGUUUUCGCUGCAAAGCCUUUGGCGGCCAAUGCUGGCUUCAGGUGUCUCGUGCAGAGUACUUUCGACAGAAUUCUAAACAGUUUCGGUCCGGCAAGCACUAUCUGGAAUUUCUUUGCCGAUUUCCAAAAUACAACCGAUGUUAUCUUCAAGAAUAACACAAUUGGAUUUUCGCAAAGCCCCAUUAUCAGAAAUGGCGUCACUGAGCAAUUAUUUAGCCAACUGCAUUGCAAUAACUUAACGGCACACGAUUCUAGCGAACUGGAAUGAGUUAAUGGAAGUCUUAAAUAUACAAACAUACAUAUAUACAUAUAUCCCCGAAAUCAAAAAUAAAUACCUAUAUACAUACAUACAUAAAA
This is a messenger RNA of Bactrocera dorsalis (oriental fruit fly), 1231 nucleotides long. RefSeq names its product transferrin-like. Gene Ontology annotation, biological process: iron ion transport. Gene Ontology annotation, cellular component: early endosome; plasma membrane; recycling endosome. Bases 18 to 1142 code for a protein of 374 amino acids. NCBI's taxonomy places the organism in Eukaryota, Metazoa, Arthropoda, Insecta, Diptera, Tephritidae. The transcript has 3 exons. The record is from RefSeq and is a predicted model, not a curated record.